This is a messenger RNA of Coffea arabica (coffee), 276 nucleotides long. The record is from RefSeq and is a predicted model, not a curated record. NCBI's taxonomy places the organism in Eukaryota, Viridiplantae, Streptophyta, Magnoliopsida, Gentianales, Rubiaceae.
AUGAAGGGCGGAUCAGAGAUGAUGGCAGUAUUAUGGCUCGCAGAGAUUUCUAGUCCAUUCCUCCGCUUGAGAGAUCUCCUCAAAAAGCUGGGCUAUAAAGGCACAAACCUCAAUUUGGCUGUUGAUAUUUUGUUUGCAGCAGUCUUUACAUCUGCAAGGAUGAUAGCUGGAUCUCAUCUCACUUAUGUAGCUCUAUCUGCUGACAUUCCUCUACUCCUGAAGGCAAUGGGUCUAGGACUACAGCUUAUUAGUGCUUUCUGGUUCUACAAGAUUGCA